AUGUCGUACCCUAGAUCGAAUAGUUAUCCCGGAGUAGGAGGCAGUAUUGGCGCUCCUCAACAGCAUCUGAUGAUCAAUGUUAGCACGGCACCAUCUCUGAGGAAUUCGCUGACUACCUCAUUAAGCGGGAUGAGUCCCGGCUCAACGGGACUGUCAUCUAAUAACAAAAGCACACAAACGGUCUUUAUACAUAAGUUAUACGAUAUGCUUAAUGAUCAGUCAUUGAGCCAUUUGAUAUGGUGGUUACCUCCCAAGAACGACUCAUUCUGCUUGUUGCCAGGUGAAGAGUUUAGUAAAGUUCUUGCACAAUAUUUCAAGCAUACCAAUAUUGCGUCUUUUAUAAGGCAAUUGAAUAUGUAUGGGUUUCAUAAGGUCAACGAUGCAUUUCAAAGUGAAGAUGUGGGAGAGAAGGAGAAGAAUGAGCUGAAGGCUGCCGGAGCAGCUGCUGCUGUCGCUGCCGCAAACGCUGGCACUAACCACUCGGGCUCUGCUGGGCCUGCCACAUCUGGCCCCGGCCCUUCUUCUUCUUCCGGGAAUGCUAGCCACAACCUUGGCAACGGUAUCAGUAGACCUUCGUCUAUCUCACAAUCUCCUUCACCUAAUCACUCCUCUACCCAAACGUCUCCCCCCGUGUGGGAAUUCCGCCACUCCACUAAUCAAUUCCGUAAAGGAGAUGUGGAACUGUUGAAAUUAAUUAAAAGGAGAUCCUCCAAGAAUAUCAAUUCGCACAAGGAAAUUGUCAAUCUCAAGCUGAUCCCUACCAGUAAGCCUGACGAUCAGUACUUGGACUACAUAGAACAGCAGAGGCAAAGCGGGCUUCAAUUCCAUCACCAACAGCAACAGCAUCAUAUGCAGCAGCAGCACCUUCCACAUCAGCAUCAGAUUCAUCUUGCACCUCAUCCCCAAUUUCCGCCACAUGCACAUGCUGGCCCAUUGACAGUAUUCUCGGGCCAGGCUCAACACCAGCAGGCACAACCACAAUCACAGCAUCAACAGCAGCAACAACAACAACAACAACAACAACACCACCACCAUCAACAGCGCCAACCUCAACAAGCCCAACAACAACAAGUGAAGCAGCCUCCACAUGCAAAUACUCAAGUAGAAUCAAAUUAUGCUCUAGUAGAGUUGACCAACUCACUCCAACAACUUCGUAACGACUACAUUUCCCUUCACUCCAAGUAUGAUUCCCUCUCCCAGGAGUUUAAAAAGAGCAAUAUAGAUAUGAUUCAUUUAAUUGAAUUUAUAGAGAAGAUCCCAAAGCUGCACAUCCAGCCACAGCAACAAGCGCCAGUUCAGCCUCUUCAACAAAUACAACAUCAGCAACAACAGCAACAACAGCAAGUUGCACAUGGGCUCCCUGAUAGAUCAAAAGUGAAAACUCCAGUGUCUCUAUUAGAGAGCGACGUGACUACAUCUCCACUAUCCAAAUCCAACUAUUCUUUUGAAUAUGAGCUUUCCAAAUUGAAACUGUCUCUCUUGCAAAGGUCUUAUGUUAAUAGUAGAAACAGUUCCUCGGCCAAUUCUCAAAAUCAAUCGAUAGUCCCACAACCAUACCCUCUUAACCCACAUUAUACAAUUCAUUCGCACCCUCACGAGGUGACCCUCAAUCACGUAAAGGAUUCCAAACACAAUGAGAGACACUUAUCGAUAUUGAUGGAUCCAUUGCAGGUGCCUACUCCCUCUAGACACAACUCCAAGACCAGUUUGUUAUUGCCCGAGCAACAGCAACAGCCACCAAGUAGCCAGCCGCCAUUCAGUCAACAACCGGGGACGGCUGGACUGCCACCAAUUGUCCAUCCUCAACCUACCACCACACCAUCACAACCAGCCCCAAACCCAGUUCAAGUUACAACUCCUCAGCAGCCAGCAGUAUCCUCGCAACCUCAUUCUGCUAGUCAACCUCAAUUCAAGCAAGAAACAGCCAACUCACCUCAAAUUAGAACUUACCAGCAAUACCCUUUCCCCACGAUGCAUAGAGACGAUCACCCACCGAAGUCGAGUUCAGUGGAACCAAGAACUCCAGACCAAUAUGUGAAAAUCUCAGACCAGCCACCUCGCUCCAUUCCGAUCCAUUCCGUCCCACUUUUGGGGAACCCUAUGGAUCACGGUUCUUCACUGAUAUUGGGCAUGAGACCAAUCACCAAUCAACUACCAUCCGUUUCUGAGUUGGAUCAAAGCAUCAAGAAUGGGAAUUCGCCUGUUUACAGCUUAUUGAAUUCGGUGGAUAGACCAAUAGUAAGAAAGGCCAGAAGUGAUGAAGAUGAACUGAGGUUAAAAAGAAGGCGUGCUUAA
Dujonia railenensis is the source of this 2295-nucleotide messenger RNA. The record is from the annotation of a GenBank genome assembly. Lineage: Eukaryota; Fungi; Ascomycota; Pichiomycetes; Serinales; Debaryomycetaceae.